Messenger RNA from Glycine soja, 3262 nucleotides. RefSeq names its product protein argonaute 6. Gene Ontology annotation, cellular component: cytoplasm. The transcript has 24 exons. NCBI's taxonomy places the organism in Eukaryota, Viridiplantae, Streptophyta, Magnoliopsida, Fabales, Fabaceae. Gene Ontology annotation, biological process: regulatory ncRNA-mediated post-transcriptional gene silencing. Gene Ontology annotation, molecular function: RNA binding; protein binding. The record is from RefSeq and is a predicted model, not a curated record. Bases 293 to 3004 code for a protein of 903 amino acids.
UUUAAUACCUUUUCUGGUUGUCAUCCUCUUUCCACUAAAUCCCACCAAAAACCCUUCAAAAUCCCAAAACCCUUCCAAAGAUAAGUUGCUUGGGUUCUUCCUUCUACCGCCCACCGUCCCAGGAUUGAACUCAACUCAGGAAACUCGGACUCGUGGAAUGAACGAUGGAGGUUGCGAUUACGAGAGGUGUUUUUAGUGCUAUUCUCCGAUCAGAAUUGCAGUUUCACGUCGGGAACCUAAGCCUACUUUUAGUGUAAACAUUUAUUAUGAGGAAUAUCGAGCUAAGGGAGGAAUGACGGAGGAAGUUCCUGGGAUUGUAGAAGCUGCUGAACCUCCAACAUCAUCACAAUCACCUGCUGAUGUGCCACAUAAUUUGGAAACAGAACAAAUGACUCCUACAAAGUAUUCUAUUAUCAGUAGGAAUGGGGUUGGGACCACAGGAAAACACAUACCUUUACUUGUGAAUCUCUUUGAAGUUGCUGUUAAUGUUCCAGACACAGUAUUUUUUCAGUAUAGUGUUGCUAUUACUUUCGAAGAUAAACAAGCUGUUGAAAGCAAGGGCAUUGGGAGAAAAGUGAUUGAUAGGCUUUACCAAACAUACUCUUCUGAACUUGGUGGCAAAAGGUUUGUAUAUGAUGGAGGGAAAACUUUGUACACAGUGGGUCCUCUGCCACUAAAUAAGUACGAGUUCAAAGUGUUGCUGGAGAAAUCAUUUACAAAACGCAGUAGUGCCAAGAGUCCUGGUGCUAAUGGAAGCCUUCAUGAGGAAACUAAAAGGUCAAAACAUUCAUUUCAGUCAAAGACAUUCAUGGUGGAGAUAAGUUUUGCUACCAAAAUACCACUUCAGUCCAUUGUUAUUUCCUUGAAAGAGGUUGAGUCGGAUACCAAUUCUCAAGAUGCUUUGAGAGUGCUUGAUACUAUACUGAGGCAGCGUGCAGCUAACUGUGGGUGUCUCUUGGUAAGGCAAUCUUUUUUUCAUGAUGACUCAAGAAAUUUCAAUGAUGUUGGGGCUGGUGUAACAGCAGUCUCAGGUUUUCAUUCCAGUUUUCGUUCCACACAGCGAGGAUUGUCUCUCAAUAUUGACGUGUCAACAACUAUUAUCAUAAAACCUGGACCUGUAAUUGAUUUUCUGUUAUCAAAUCAGCAAGUGAAGGAACCCCGUUAUAUUGACUGGGAAAAGGCGAAAAAAAUGCUUAAAAAUUUAAGGGUGCAAGCAACUCAUCAUAACCAGGAAUUUAAAAUUUCUGGGUUGAGUGAGAAACCAUGCAUUCAGCAACUUUUUAGUAUGAAGGUUAAAAAUGAUGACAACAAUAGCAGAGGGCAGACAGUGGAUAUUACUGUUUAUGAAUAUUUUGCCAAACACUGUGGCAUAGAGUUGACCUCAUCUGCUUAUCUUCCAUGUCUUGAUGUUGGGAAACCAAAACGUCCCGUCUAUCUUCCCUUGGAGCUAUGUUCACUUGUUUCCCUCCAACGGUAUACAAAGGUUUUAUCUCUGAUGCAAAGAGCAUCUUUAGUUGAAAAAUCACGCCAAAAGCCUCAAGAUAGAAUCAAAAUUUUAAAAAGUGCUGUAGGAAAAUGCUAUGAUGAUGAUCCUGUUCUUGCUGCAUGUGGCAUUUCUAUUGAGAAACAACUGAAUCUGAUUGAAGGUCGUGUUCUUGAAACACCAAAGUUGAAGGUUGGUAAGAAUGAUGAUUGCAUCCCCCAUAACGGAAGGUGGAAUUUUAAUAAGAAGACACUUCUACAAGCAUCACAUAUUGAUUAUUGGGCUGUUGUCAACUUUUCUGCAAGUUGUGAUACUAGUUACAUAUCAAGGGAGCUGAUCAGAUGUGGAAUGAGCAAGGGCAUUAACAUUGAACGGCCAUAUACUUUGAUAGAGGAGGAACCACAGUUGAGAAAAUCUCACCCUGUUGCAAGGGUUGAAAGAAUGUUUGACCUGCUUGCAUCAAAACUGAAUAGAGAGCCAAAGUUGAUUCUUUGUGUCUUGCCAGAGAGGAAAAUUUGUGAUAUAUAUGGGCCUUGGAAAAAGAAGUGUCUGAGUGAAAUUGGUGUUGUCACACAGUGCAUUGCCCCUGUCAAGAUCACUAAUCAAUACCUUACUAAUGUUCUUCUUAAAAUCAAUUCUAAGCUUGGAGGAAUAAAUUCUCUGUUGGCAAUAGAGCAUUCUGGGCAUCUUCCCCUGAUUAAAGAUACCCCAACGAUGAUUUUGGGGAUGGAUGUCUCUCACAAUUCACUUGGUCGAUUAGAUAGUCCAUCAAUAGCAGCUGUUGUUGGAUCUCGACAUUGGCCACUGAUUUCAAGGUAUAGAGCGUCUGUGAGAAUGCAGGCAUCCAAGGUGGAGAUGAUUGAUGCUCUAUACAAGCCAUUGGAAAAUGGGAGUGAUGAUGGUAUUAUCAGAGAAUUGCUUUUAGAUUUCUAUGAUUCUAGUAAUGGACGCAAGCCAACUCAAUUUAUUGUAUUCAGGGAUGGAGUUAGUGAAUCACAAUUCGAACAAGUUUUAACUAUCGAGCUUAACCAGAUAAUCAAGGCCUAUCAACAUCUUGGUGAGGUUAAUGUUCCCCAGUUCACUGUGAUUGUGGCACAAAAAAAGCAUCAUAUUAAGCUGUUUCUGCCUAAUGGCCCAGAAAAUGUUCCUCCUGGGACGGUUGUGGAUACAACAAUCACGCAUCCAAGAAAUUAUGAUUUUUACAUGUGUGCUCAUGCAGGGAUGCUUGGAACAUCCAGGCCUGUACAUUAUCAUGUGCUACUUGAUGAGAUUGGUUUCUCGGCAGAUGGCUUGCAAAAUUUGAUCCAUUCGUUGUCCUAUGUGAACCAAAGGAGCACAAUUGCAACCUCAGUUGUGGCACCCAUAUGCUAUGCUCACCAUGCUGCAGCUCAGAUGGGACAACUUUUGAAUUUUGAUGAUUCAUCAGAAACAGGUUCAAGUCCUGCUUCAGAGGGAGGCAUCCCCAUCCCAGAGCUUCCAAGGUUGCACAGGAAUGUCAGGAGUUCCAUGUUCUUCUGUUGAGGUGUGUAGAUGACAGGUGCUAGUAAAUACAUUUAGAUUGAUCAAAAGUGUAAAUGUACAUUUGGUAUAACCUGCAAACAUAUGAAGCCCAAAUUUUGUUUGAUGGGGAGAUGGAUUCGUGGGCUAGGGUACAGUCUACAUAUUAGUGAUAUGAAUUGUCAUUUUGAGACAUCAAUCACGGUAAUUGAGUCGCAUGGGCUUACUAGCUUUUUUGCAUAUAUUGCAGCUAUGAAAUAUUUCUACCCUUCCCUUUUUUUA